This is a messenger RNA of Schistosoma rodhaini, 5250 nucleotides long. Lineage: Eukaryota; Metazoa; Platyhelminthes; Trematoda; Strigeidida; Schistosomatidae. The record is from the annotation of a GenBank genome assembly.
ACGAUUGUUCCAGCCAGUAUAGCUCACUGGGUAGCAACUAAUAUCAUGCUUGUCUACUCUUUUUAGUACUGAUAGAAUCCUAUGAACCAAGUUACAAUGUUGCCUCUAGUUUAAAUGACUCGAAAUUGUGUGCAUUACCUUGAAAUGCUAGGCGAUCGGAGGUAGUCGACAGGAAAUUCUGGAUCUAGACUUUUGCAUUUGUCAACAAGGUGUACCUGUUAUCUUGAGAGACAUGAUGCUCUUCGGUGGAUUCGAAUUAUUUGUCUAUUUCCUAUUGUAGUAUUAGAACAUUAAAUGGUCGUCAAGUGCUCCAAUUAUAGAGUCACAGACCUUUCUAUUUCGUAUUCUAUAUAAUAUGCAAUAGAGCUAAAUCUUAUUAUGGGUUUUUAAAACUACCGUUUACAUUGACUUCGUAUUGUUUACUUGAAUCUUCUCAUUUAUGUUUCCCACUGUAAUUAUUAAUAUUAUCUUUGAUAUUGAAAGGUGGGGUUUUCUCUUGUUUGACUUACGAUUCGUUUUGUAUUUUCUCCGUGCUGCUACAGUUGUUCACAUUUUACCCAUUCAUAUUUCGGAUUCAUGCGGAAAGCUCAAGUAGAGACAACCAUACACAUCAGUUACUAAUUGCUUUCAAUUCUUUCGAUAAAAUCUAUUUCCUAUCCAUGACCAUUGCUAAUUGUCAUCGGUAUGAUUAUUUCGAUAAGAAUAACUCGAUCUCAAACUAUAGAGAGACAUGUUUAAACACUGAUCCAGCUACAUUAGCCUGGUAAGUCAGUUGAUAUCACUAGCAUUCACUUAUAAAAUGUAUAAUUCAAAAGGAAAUACACGGUUCUAAGUUGCAUGAAGUAACUAGGAUUAAAGGCGAAGCCUCAAGUGAAAUCUUUCUGAUAGAUCGUGUGAAUAGUCAGUUUAAGUGUGCAUAAUCGUAUUUUUCCCUUAACUACUCUUGGAUUCGCUCCGAGAAUUAAAUCUUUCUGUGCUAAUGGGGCUUAGUAACUUGAGUCGAUGCACAUACCUUCAAGAUGCUGUGUCUCAUUAGACUGAUUUGAUAGUAAGUCAGAGGAAAAAAAUAGAAUUACCAAUUAUCGUGUAUUAUGUUUUCUCCAGCUAAUCAAUAUACAGAGGUAUUAGAAACUUCUGAACAAAAAUACUACGGUCGCCAGCUCGUAUACCCAUAGAACGUAUGCCGUAAAUCACCAUGAAUUCUUCAGUUUUAUCUAUUGUAUGGCCAUUACUGGCUGAAUGUCAUCUUUCUGUCACUUUAUACUUUUUACUUGAUAUCAUUAGUCAAGUAACUUUUCACUUCGUACAGAAUUUCGUUGUAACUACAAACAUUUGUAAGAAAUAGCCAAAAUAGCAAUAGUGAAGAUGUCAACUUCACAAAGCAGUACAUCGAAAGAACAGUAGAAAUGAACUACUGUUUUUUUUUUCAAAAUUUAGUCAAUUAACAGUUAGUAUUGAAUCACUUCCUUCGAAUAGUUUUGAAUAUGAACCAUUCGCUAAUUUUAACUGUUUAAUUCAUUACAAUAUAAACUCAUAAGCUAUGAUCAGAUGGUUUUAUUUUCGUAGAUAUUUUGAUAUUUUCCAUUCAUGCCCUGUAUACGUGUACGCAAUCUAGAACAAGGACCAGGAAACCUAAUGGGUCGGGUUAAAUGAAUCUGCUUAUUAUUAUGGCCCAGUUGUUGGUCCUCUACGGUAAAAAAGUCUCGGUUAGUAAUUUUUGAUUUGGCACGAUAAGUUCAGUUGUUCAUGGAUUUAGAAUUUUACGAAACAUUAGUCAGGAUUCCAUUUCCCAUCAGUUUAAUAAGGUUUUCUUAGAAAGGUUCGCUUGAUCAUCUGACUGUGAUUAAUAUUUAGGAGACUAUGACAUUAUUGCUGGAGCACUGGAUAUCAUGUGAUUACUGUAGUUUUAUCAUUUACAAAAAAUAAUCAAGAAAAUACAGCAAUCACAUUGCUUAGCUAUGUAAACUAGAUAGAUAAAGUAGAAUUCAAUUUGUAAUCUUAAUAAUAAUCAACCGAAUCUUUAAGUUAAAGCUCUGCUUUUCCCCCUCAUAUUAAAUCAUAAAUCUCCCGUAUUUAACAAUCAAAAUCUAUUCUGUUUUCUUUAUUAUUUUUUUAUAUAUUUCACCCAUAACACUGUAUUCAUUGAUAUGUGGAAAAUUGUUUUACAUUUCUUUCCAUUUACCAUGUAGUCCUACAUUUUAUUGAAUCUAUUGAACAAUCCUCAUAAAAUAUAAAUCGUUUGUACUUACCGAUUUAAGCGUCUCCAUAUGUAUAUAUAUAUAAUCGCUUUGUACAUGUGUAGUACUCAAUGAAUAUUACUAUGCUUAUAUCUGUGCAUAUACCCAUACAAAUACAAACGAUUUUUUUUCUUUUAGCUUAUUCAGUAACUUACCAUGAAAUAUAUAAUACAUUUGAUUAUUUGUAAAUUACACAAUUGGAGUUGUUGUUUUCUCUUUUUCUGUUUUAAGGACAUGUUGCCUUGGUUAUUUAUUUAUAGUUCAUUGAAUGUAGAUUAUUUCCAAUUUUCUUUAAUUAAAAUACACACACCAUUCAGUAGAAUAUCUAUGCAUGUCUUAAAUGUAAUACAAUGUGUAGUAUUUUUGCUUUCAGAGUGUAUUUGCAUGUUUGUUUGUUUUAAAAAUAUUAUUAUAUCUCAUUAUCUACCUAUACUUUUUAUUGUGUGAACUUUUUUUAAAAGAAAAACAAGUAUAGUUUGUUGCUAAAUAAUCUUAUAUCUAUUAUCUAUGAAAUGUUUAUAAGUAGCCUUUGUUGCCUGAAACUCUCGAUCGAAGUAAUUAAAACAUGUAUGUAUACUGAUUGGAGUUUUAACAUUUUCGAUCGGCCUACCAAUUUAGAAGGAUCAAAUAUAGAAGGAACAAAGGAGAGUUAUUAACAUACGAUGAAGGUAAUCGUGAUGAAGUGGAUGCCAAUGCUGCGUUAGCGGAACUGGAAAAGAUGCCUCAUAUCGGUGUCACUAAAACUGGACAAUCUCGUGGAAUAUUAGAUAAGCUUGAUGGAAUACGGACAAGUACUGAUGUUGUUGACGAGAUUACCUCAAAUGAUGUUCAACGUAAUGAUAUUAUCCAAAUGUCAGAGGAGGAGAAGGCUCAAUUAUUAUCAUCCGAUGCUUUUCUACGCUUUUUUGAACGUUCUUCACGUAUAAUUGAACGAGCGAUUUGUCAACCAGAUGAAGGUAUCUUUUUGGAUUAUUCCGGUCAAGAUCUUGAAACUGAAGAGUCUGAUGAAUUGUUAACUGUGUCGAACGAAUUUUUUGAUGAAAGAUGGUCUAAACAUCGUACAAUCACUGGUUUAGAUUGGUCAACUAUAUUUCCAGAAUUAUUACUUACAGCAUAUCAUAUGAAUGAAGAAGCUGUUCAUGAACCUGAAGGUGUUUGCUUAAUGUGGAAUAUGAAAUAUCCAAAGAAAUUAACACCGGAAUUUAUAUUUCAUUGUCAAUCCCCAGUUACAUCGGCUAGUUUAUCACGUUUUCAUCCAAACAUUGUAGUUGGUGGUACUUAUUCUGGACAGAUUGUUUUAUGGGAUAGUCGAGUUAAUAAACGAACACCAAUUCAGCGUAGUCCACUAACGUCAUGGGCUCAUACUCAUCCAGUAUUUGCAAUUACACUAAUUGGUACUCAGAAUGCUCACAAUAUUAUUAGUUUAGGAUCCGAUGGCUCGUUAUGUGCAUGGAGUUUAGAAAUGUUAGCUCAACCAAGAGAGAAAAGUAAAGUUUGUGAAAUGUCUUCCGGUGGUCUGUUCGAUCUUUAUCCUACAUGUAUGUCAUUUUUUGCUAACGAUGUGAAUAAUUAUGCUGUUGGUGCUGAAAAUGGUAACGCUUAUUGUGGACAACGGCAUAGCAGUCGUACAGGUGUUGCUGAAGAAACUUCACGUCAUGUUCCAUAUAAAGGACAUGGUGCACCUCUUACAGCCAUCUCUACUCAUCCAAGUCCUGGUGCUUUUAGUUUUUCAUCGCUAUUUCUCACUGCAUCAUUAGAUUGGACUGUACGUUUAUGGUCUACACGUGAACAUAAACCUAUACACACAUUUGAUGAUUAUUCGGAUUAUGUGUAUGAUGUAUGCUGGAGUCCUGUACAUCCAGCUGUAUUUUCUGCUGUUGAUGGUACUGGAAAUUUAGAUAUAUGGGAUAUGAAUCAAGAUGCUGAAAUUCCUGUGGCUCGUCGCAAAUUAGGAUUAUCAAGCAAUGUAGACACAUCUUCAUCGUCAUCAUCGAAUCUAGUCGGUGUUGCUUUAAAUAAAUGUCGUUGGAAUACUGCGGGCACACAUGUAGCUGUUGGUGAUGAUACCGGUCGUGUUACUGUUUGUAGUGUUCACGAAAGUCUUUCUCAGCCUGUCACUGAUGAUUGGUCUAGUUUCGCACAUGUAUUAGCUGAUCUUAAACACUAUGAAAUGGAACUAGAAGUAGAAACAGAAGCAUAAUCUUGGUUAAAGGCCUAAUUUUCUCUGUUUUUUGUAUUUCUAUGGAUCAUACAUACCUCUUCUAUGUAACACCAAUCAGCUUCAAUUUUAUUUUACGUUGUUUUGAGAAUUGAAGUUGCAUUUGUAAGUUGACAUAUUUGGUUUUCAUGAAAAUUAAUAAAGUACUUCAGUAUAGGGGUUCCGCUUAAAAAUAACAACUUUAAAAGGCUGUGUUGGGUUUCCUUAUUUUCUUUUUUUUAGAGCAACGUUUAUGACUUUUGUUUCAUUUUAGUUUUGUCUAAUUAUGUAAACAGUUUAAGAUGAUACUGUGCAAUGGAGUUUUUAAUCUCUUCACUUUUAUUCAAGUUUUUUGUUAUUUGUGAUAAUUCUCUUAAAUUCUAUAAUAUUUUGUUUGACUUGGUUACUUUUUAAGCUCCUUACUUAUAAUUGUCAUAAAUAAUAUUGAACAAUAAAAGUUGUCUUUGAUCUUUAUUCCUAGUCUGAUGCAUUUUUAUCAAUAAAGAUCAAUAAAGAGUGACAGUGUUCUAGAUGGUUUGUAAAUAUCUCGUAAAGGUCGUAAUUUGUUCAGUGAUCCAUUUCUGUUCUAGAUUUGUUUGAUAAACUAACAGUGGAAGUACCGAAAAAGCAUCUAAAUAGAUCUGGGAGUAUAUUCAGAACUUCAUUGGGUUAUGAGACAUUAUUUCAGUUGUUAGCAUUCUGUUCUUGAUUGUAGUUGUUAAAACUCACUAUUAGUUUUAUAUCUGUUGCAACCUACAAUUACGCUUUCUUUUUGUCUUUAACACUCGACUUUUUUUUACACAUAUAGUGUUCCGU